Molecule: messenger RNA, 287 nt
Organism: Anopheles maculipalpis
Lineage: Eukaryota; Metazoa; Arthropoda; Insecta; Diptera; Culicidae
Product: translation machinery-associated protein 7 homolog
Exons: 2
Coding region: 87-281 (64 amino acids)
Source: RefSeq, a predicted model, not a curated record
AGCUGUCAAUAUAUUUGAUCAAAAUUGCAAGCAUACGCAUUUCCAGGCGCAUUUCUCUCUACCUUUACUAAAACAGCCGUACAGCCAUGAGUGGACGCGAAGGUGGCAAAAAGAAGCCUCUGAAGGCACCGAAAAAGGAGCAAGCCGAGAUGGACGACGACGAUGUGGCCUUCAAGCAGAAGCAGAAGGAACAACAGAAAGCCCUUGAAGCGGCAAAACAGAAAGCGUCUAAGGGUGGUCCACUGCUCCAGGGCGGUAUCAAAAAGUCGGGUAAAAAGUGAUCCAAA